Dromiciops gliroides (monito del monte) is the source of this 2559-nucleotide messenger RNA. RefSeq names its product trichohyalin like 1 (gene TCHHL1). Lineage: Eukaryota; Metazoa; Chordata; Mammalia; Microbiotheria; Microbiotheriidae. Gene Ontology annotation, molecular function: transition metal ion binding. The transcript has 2 exons. Bases 1 to 2559 code for a protein of 852 amino acids. The record is from RefSeq and is a predicted model, not a curated record.
AUGCCUCAGCUCCUACAAAGUGUCAUCUGUGUCAUCGAGACUUUCCAAAAAUAUGCAAGAAAGGAGGGUGAUUGUUGGACACUAAGCCCAGGACAGCUAAAGCAGCUCCUCCUGGGGGAGAUUGGAGAUUUUCUGAAGCCAUUCAAUAUUCUUACUGCAGGAACCAACUUGAAUCUUCUGGAUAAAGUCGGCAAUGAGACCAUCAGCUUCGAUGAAUUUAUUCUCCUGGUCUUUGAGUUGUUGAAUAUAUGUUACCAGGACAUGCAGUCUUUCUUAAAUACGGAAUCUAAACCAGCAUCUAAUGCAGAGGAAGAGUUGUCAGAAGGCAUGGAAACAUGGGAAACCAGUGGGGACUACCAAGAAGAAGCAGGACUAGGGCAAUAUGAGCAAAGACUGACGGGAACUGAAUCUACAUCUCUGGUCAGCCCCAUAGAAAAAGUACCUGACACACUGACCAAGGAGGAGCAUCAGGAUGACCUUGAGACUCCCAGAUUACUGGGAAGAGAAGUUGAACACAACCACCCCAAGAGUCCAUCCCAAGGUGAAGAAGAUGGCCAUAGCCAAGAAAGAACCCAACAAAUUCAAACAACAGGAAGUGAUGGAGUCCCACCAGAAGAAAUAAAGCCACCAAAGGAAUUUGUGAAGAGAGCCUGUUCUCAAAAGGGUGAAAAGAUAGUAAAUGAGGGACAUGAAGUGCCCAGAGAGCUAGGUGGCACAGACACAAGAGAUCACCCAUCAGACCAGGAAAGGGAACAAAAUAUGGAGAUUCAGAGUGUACACACAGAAGAAAGGGCACAGAGAACAUCUGAGAGUCAGGGAGGGACCAUUAUUAAGGAGUCUGGGGAGCACAUUGAGACACAAGGACCAUCAUCCCAAGAAAAUUGUGAGAAUGAAUCAGAGACAGAUGACCUGCCAACAGAGAGGACUGAGGAAAAACUACCUGAAACUGAGAGAUUACUGGAAUACAGGGAUGAAGAUGGAACUGCAGAUAUCCAAGAACCACUAGUACAAGGAAGAGAAAAUGAAACUCAAGACAUGCUAGCCAAAGGUGAUGACUGUAGAGUCCAAGAGAUAGAAGUACUUAUUGAUGAGAGGAAGGUGAAGAGAAAAUUUGAAAAGUCAGACACAGUUGGGCAAAAGGAAAAUGAGAAAAACAAUCAGAAGGAAACCUUCACAGAACAAGAGCCUGAUGGGAAGGAAAAGCAGCUUGAAGGACUAGCAGAAGAAGGGGACAUUAGGAAAGACCCUGGAACCCCAGACUUAAAAUCUGGAGAUGAUCAGAACCACCCUGAAGACAAAGGACCAGCAGCCUCAAAGGAGGAGGUUACAGUUUCUGAAAAAAGUGAACCAGAAUUCCCAGGAGAUGAUAGGAGUGCCUCUGUGGCAGAGAGGACACCAGAAACAAAAGGCAGGGUGCAAGGAUCAGUACCACAGGAUGACCAGUCUGAAGGAAAAGAUGAGACUCGGACUCUGGACCAACCAAUUGAACAAUAUAGUGGACACCAGCUAAAGAAUCAGAAUGAUGGGACACUCUCUGAAACAUCCAAUAAUCCGGAAGAUGAUGAUAGUGUCUCAGAGCCAAGAGAUCUACCUGCACAAAGAAACUCCCAGAGUCAAAUGGAUGCCCAGGAACAACCUGAGCAAGGAGAUGGCAGGAAUACUCAGGAAUCCCCAGUACUAGGUGACAAAAGUAGAACCCCAGAGACAGAGGUGCCAAUAGAUAGAGAAGACAAUGAGAAUAUCACAGAAGAACAAGAACAGCUGGCCCGAGAAAAGAAGAAAUCAUCAGGAGUUAAAACACCAGCCACAACCGAGGAGCCUGAUAGUCAGCCAGGGUCUCAGGGAUCCAUGAAACAAAAGGUAACAGCAACAUCCCCAAAGACAGAGGUCAUAGAUCCCACAGAUGAUGAUGAUGAUGGGCAGCAAGCAGAGAAAGACCACAGGAAAGGACUAGAGGCUCAUGGCCCAGAUUCAAAAGAAGAAGAGGAAGAGUCUGAGAGCCAAGAGGCCCUAUUAGAAGGUCAAGACCCAGAAACACAAGGUCUCACCCUGGAUGCAAGUUCUGAUGCCCUGAAUCCAGUAACAAAGGGAGACAAAAGCUCCCAGAAGUCAGUAGGAGAAGGAAAUGAACAACAUGUGGCCAAUAAAGAGGAUGACUCUUCAUCAGGGCUCUCAGAGCUCGUAGAAAGGAAAACUUCUUCAUCCUCAGGAGAUGAGGUACAUUCCAACCCAAUAUAUGAAGAUUUGCAGAAGACACCUGCACAGUCUGACCUCCCAGCCCCAGAAGAGCACUUAGAUCAGAGUGAUUCAUCUCAGGCAUCUGGUCCGAAGUUGAGGGUCAAGAAAGAACCUCAGAAGAGUGAAACCUCUGACUGCCCAGCCCUGCUCAAUCCACUCUGUGACUACAGACCAAAGCCAAGGCAUCAAGUAGGAGACCCUGAGCCUGAUGAAGAAUAUGGCAACCAACAAGAGACCCUAGCAUCUCACUCACAGGAAGAUGGCCAGUCUCAGCAAAAAGACCAACGACAACAAAGGGAUGGCCACCCCCAAAAAUGCUGA